CUCAGUAGAGAGACGAGCAGAUCAUUGCACAGGGGUUGACAUGAGAUUACCAGGGCAAUCCCAGCACUGUCCCCUGCUCAUGCAGCUCUGUAACCAGAGGGGUCACAGCUCCUCCAGGCUCUUCCCACACAUCUCUGCUCUCCUUCCAGGCUUAGGCUGUGGGACGAUGGAGACAGUGCUUGGCAACCUGGGGAAGGCAACAGUCCUGGGGAUCUCCCCUUACUUCCAGAAUCUCACCCAGCACUUUGGAACAGUCACAUGGAAGAGGAGUGUGGAAAACCCACUAAGCAAGGAAUACUUGUGCACAUACUACAAAGGUAACUACACCAACGACAAGCUGGGACAGAUUCUCUUCCCCAACUUCUCACUGGAGAUCCUCAGCACCCAAUGGCUUGACCAGCAGCUCUGUGAAUACUCUGUCACCACGGAAGCGGGGGAGAAAAACCAGCAGAUCCGACUGGUGGCGUAUGAACCCAUGUCUGAUCCCAGCAUCCACAUCCUCGACUGGAUGCUGGCCAAUGACAGCAGCACGGUUACCCUCAACUGCACAGCAGCACAAGGGGACAACGUGUCCUGCAGCUGGGCCAGCUCUGAGGCCAGCACCUCGUCGCUCUGCACCCACAACGGCAGCCUCCUGCUGCUCUCCUCCGACCCCACCAACAGCACCCUGCCUCGCGCCUGCACUGCCAGCAACCCUGUCAGCCGCCGCACCGCCGCCCUCCACUCCUCCAUCUGCAGAUCCAAGGAGCAAGGCAGCUGGAGGACAGGGAUGCUGGUGGUGCUGCCCAUAAUGAUCCUGAUGGUGCUUGCUGGGGCCUUCGCUGUGGCCUAUGUGGCUGCAAACAUGAGACAACCAAGGGAGCAGUUGCCUCUGGCUGAGGACAGCACAGUGCACAUCAUCUACUCUGAGGUGCAGCGGGUGGAGAAGCUCAAGUCCCCCUGCAGCCCCCUGGGCACUGAUCACCCCACCUGCACCACCACUUAUGCUGCAGCCACUGGCACAUCCCUGGCCCCACACAGCUCUCAGGUAAGUGGAAAGGGGUUGAGGUGGAUCUGAGCACCUCGCUCACCCUCACUUUGCCUUGCAGAGCCCCAACACGGAGCCUGUGCCAUGAUGCUGCCCAUCAGCUGAGGCUCCCCGCGGGGCAGGACCCGGCUCCGCCACCGCACCCUGCAUCCAAACCCAGCAUCCCUGCAGGGGACUUUGCCCAUCCCUGCGGAAAUGGGACACGCUGCUCCUGGCCCCAAAGCAUCGCGCUGAUGAUCGCUGGAGCAACGCGAAUGGCCAAAGGAAGGAAAGAAAGCAAAGAGAGCAGCGCCGGGACAGGACGAGACAACAGCAGCGCUCGGAGGGACGGACUCGCCAGGGGGAGCCCAUAGGGGACAACGUGGACUGCCGAACUACAGAAGAAAAAGAAAACCAACGAAUCAGAAGGUGCCCCGUAGGAGGUUUCGAGGUGUCACAGCGAGGAGCCCCCGCAGCUCUCCCAGCUCUCCCGUGGCCGUGGGAAGCGCCGCAUCGCUUCUCCAUCCCCUGGGCCGGGUGUCCGGCUGAGUUUAGGGGUAUGGGCAGCUCUGUGUGCCCACCAUGUACAGCACCAGGACAAGGGGUGGUUCAGGGCUGUCGGCUCUUUCCAACUGUGCUGCUGCUGGGCUCAGGCAGCACGGCCGAUCUCACCUGCUAGAGAAAAUAAAGCUAUGGGGAAAUCUUU
Lagopus leucura (white-tailed ptarmigan) is the source of this 1712-nucleotide messenger RNA. RefSeq names its product signaling lymphocytic activation molecule-like. Lineage: Eukaryota; Metazoa; Chordata; Aves; Galliformes; Phasianidae. The record is from RefSeq and is a predicted model, not a curated record.